Messenger RNA from Angiostrongylus costaricensis, 810 nucleotides. The record is from the annotation of a GenBank genome assembly. NCBI's taxonomy places the organism in Eukaryota, Metazoa, Nematoda, Chromadorea, Rhabditida, Metastrongylidae.
AUGGAACGAUCUUCAGGCAAUUUCAGCAAGUCGUACCGUUCGUCGCACUGCCUCUACCUAGCGUUGCUGGCGUUCUUCGACAUCUUCAUCGCCGGGGCCUACAUUCCGCUGAUGAGUCUCAACAUAGUCGUCGAUUACUGGAAAUCGGUGGUGCUGCUAAGAGCAUGGUUCAGCUACAUGAUUCCGAUGAUUACCGUGUCACACAUUGCCAUGACAGCCUCAUCGUUUCUAAUGGUGGCCGCGAGUUUCGAACGCUACUGUGUUACCGUACACCCACAAUGCACGAAGUUCCUCAAUCGAAACAGCAUCGUUCUCAUCGUGUUUCUAGUCGCACAUUCCAGGAAUCGGAUUGCGGCUGCCAGUGUUUUUCUCGGCGUCGCCACAAAAUGCACGCAUCCGUUCGAAUUUGAGGUUACUUACGUUCCUGAGUGUCUUGGCACAAUGGGCGAAUACACGCUCGGUCUGUCAACGUUAGCACUUGAUGAGAUCUACAAUGCAUACUGGCGAAUAUGGUUUCGUUCUGUGUUCACCAUUUUAAUUCCAUUCUUUCUUCUGGCAUUUAUGAACAUUCGAAUUGUACUGGUUACACAACGAAGUGAAUUCCAAUUUCUCAGCUCUCACAAACUUAGCCAAGCGAAGCGAAAGUCACGCGUUCGUGCCGCCACUCGAACACUGGUGUUCGUGGUGGCCACCUACUUGCUGUCGAACAUCCUCAACGUCAUCAUCACCAUUUGGGAGUACAUCGACUAUGAAUCGAUAACAGUCACUUUUAGCACUUUCUAUGUUUUUGCUGUUGAUGUGGUAAGUUGA